AUGCCCUUGACAACAGCGGAUGAAGGCAACUCCUCAUCCUCCGACAGUUCAGCAUCCACAAAUGACAGCAUCGACACUUUACGUCCUUCCGAAUCAACACUUCCCACACCAAACCCAUGGCCUCAAUAUUUCGAGCAAGAAUUGUUUCUGGAGUCGAGUUCGGAAAAUCAACAUGCUAAAUAUCAUGUUUAUCUCACACCGCCCAGGGAUCCAGCCAAGGGACCGCUGUUUAUAUGUCACCAUGGCGCUGGAGCUACGGGUAUGAGUUUCGCUUGCUUUGCGGCUGCGAUCAAGAAGGAAAUGCCACAUGCUGGAAUCUUGAGUCUGGAAGCCAGGGAGCAUGGCUCUGUGGUCACUUCUCCUUCUGGCGAGGAGAUUUUGGAUUUCAGCAUCGAGACGUUGGUUAAGGAUACACUUGCCAUGAUUGAACUUGUCAAGCAGAGACAAGGUUGGCACAAAUUACCUCCUGCUGUGUUUGUAGGCCACAGUCUGGGCGGCGCGAUCGUCACUAGAAUCGCAGCUGAUGGUGUACUGGGAGCACAAUUGGUCGGUUUUGCAGUACUCGAUGUGGUCGAGGGAUCUGCUAUCGAGGCACUGAUGCAUAUGAAGACAUAUCUGGCAUCCAGACCUGCUUCUUUUGCUUCGGUCGAUCAGGCUAUCAAUUGGCAUAUUCGCAGUCGCACCAUCAGGGAUUUGGAAAGUGCGAAGGCUAGUGUGCCUAGUUUGAUGAUCAGGGAUGGUGAGAGGUGGAUGUGGAGGACGGAUCUUACGCGCACGCAAAGGUGGUGGGAAGGUUGGUUUACAGGGAUGAGUGGGCUGUUUUUGAGGGGCAGAGCUGCUAAGGCACUGUUGCUUGCUGGUACGGAUAGAUUGGACAAGGAGUUGAUGGUUGGACAGAUGCAGGGCAAAUUCCAACUCACUGUUAUACCAGAAGCAGGCCAUUUCAUCCAGGAAGACGUGCCGGAAAAGACGGCACACUUGAUGAUCGAGUUCUUCAAACGAAACGACCGCAGCAGUCUUGUCCUGCCACCCAAAGUGUCGGACUUACUCGCCCAAGGAAAAAGAGUGUAG
Molecule: messenger RNA, 1071 nt
Organism: Aureobasidium pullulans EXF-150
Lineage: Eukaryota; Fungi; Ascomycota; Dothideomycetes; Dothideales; Saccotheciaceae
Product: protein phosphatase methylesterase
Exons: 2
Coding region: 1-1071 (356 amino acids)
Biological process (GO): protein demethylation
Molecular function (GO): protein methylesterase activity
Source: RefSeq, a predicted model, not a curated record